This is a messenger RNA of Raphanus sativus (radish), 1977 nucleotides long. RefSeq lists its product as uncharacterized. Gene Ontology annotation, molecular function: lipase activity. Bases 202 to 1569 code for a protein of 455 amino acids. The transcript is spliced from 7 exons. NCBI's taxonomy places the organism in Eukaryota, Viridiplantae, Streptophyta, Magnoliopsida, Brassicales, Brassicaceae. Gene Ontology annotation, cellular component: membrane. The record is from RefSeq and is a predicted model, not a curated record.
CUUGAAUCGUCUCACUUCUCAUCUUCGUUUUCUUUUCCUCAUUUCAUCAGGCUCUGUUUCUUUUUUAACAAACAGAGGAACCACCUCUAAAUUUGGACUUUUCCAUUCAAAGCUUUCUCAUUUGUCUAAUUUUAGAAUAAUAAUAAAACAAACAAAAAGGUUGUCCUUUGUGUUUUUUCAAAUUCCAUUUUCCUUUCGUUUAUGAUCUGUUCAAGCAGCAAAGGAACGAUCUUAAUAUACAGAAGAAAAGAUUCAACCUUUAGAUUACCCGUUACAGAGGAAAAGACUCGAAACAAUAAUCUUCCGAUCACUGUCACAACUUUCCGACCAUCAUCAAUGGCGGUGGAAACAAUGUCGGAUACGUCAACUCUGCUUCUAACGUCGGGAGCAAGCGGCCGCGUCAGGGCCCUCUUCUCCAUGCGAGAGCUCAGGCGCCUCGUCACCAUCAUCCACUCCCUCAUCCUCUUCAUCCUCCUCCCGUUCCGCGUCGUCGUCUGGCGGCGGAGGACCGGGGCGGUGGUCAUCAGGGACGAGAAACAGGAGAGGAAGGUGUGGUCUCCGCCUCAGAUCGUGGUGAGGAAGAGGAGCGUCGGAGGAGGAAGCGAGAGCGGGUGCAGCGUCACGCCUCCGUCGGUUCCGGCGGCGGUGGUGGACGAGGAGGUCGCGGUUAGGAGGGAGCUCGCGGUGAGGCGGGUUUUGGAGGAUGACGGCGGAGAUGGAAGCUCGGUUAGAGAGUUUUCGCUUUUCACGACGAGGAGAGGCGAUACGCUGUUUACUCAGUCGUGGUCACCUGUUUCCCUUAAUCACAGAGGAGUUAUUGUUCUGCUGCAUGGACUAAAUGAGCAUAGUGGAAGGUAUAGUGAUUUUGCAAAGCAGCUAAAUUCUAAUGGGUUCAAGGUCUACGGAAUCGAUUGGAUUGGUCAUGGUGGAAGCGAUGGACUUCAUGCUUAUGUUCCUUCCCUUGAUUACGCUGUUGAUGAUUUGAAAUUAUUUCUUGAAAAAGUUUUCACGGAGAAUCCAGGACUUCCCUGUUUCUGCAUUGGACAUUCAACAGGAGGAGCAAUCAUCCUCAAGGCUAUGCUAGAUCCAAAGAUCGAGUCUCGAGUUUCAGGCAUUGUGCUGACUUCACCUGCUGUUGGAGUCCAACCAUCCCAUCCAAUCUUCACUGUUCUUGCUCCAAUAGUUGCGUUCCUCUUGCCAAGGUACCAAUUCAGUGCAGCAAACAAGAAAGGAAUGCCAGUUUCUCGUGAUCCACAAGCUCUCGUCACCAAAUACUCUGACCCGUUAGUCUUCACCGGAUCCAUCCGGGUUAAAACCGGCUACGAGAUCCUUAGAAUCGCUGCUCACUUGCAACAAAACUUGAACAAAGUGAAAGUCCCUUUUCUUGUCAUGCACGGUACAGCUGACACAGUGACUGAUCCCAAUGCCUCUAAGAGGCUCUACGAAGAAGCUUCUUCUUCAGAUAAAUCAAUCAAGCUCUUUGACGGACUGUUGCACGAUCUUCUCUUUGAACCUGAGCGAGAAAUCAUUGCUGGUGUCAUAUUAGAUUGGCUAAACCAGCGGGUUUAGAGCUCUUCCAUAACCAACAAUUACUAUCAUGUCUAAUCAAGUUUUAUUUCUUGAUUAAGACAAAAGAAAUAAAUGUAUUUUUGCGGAAACUUCUGAGUAAAUUAACUGAGAAUCGUGAGGGAGAAAGACUUAAAAAGAGUUCUUGGUUGAUUUAGCUACUUCUUGAUUGGUUUUUGUCAACUCAAGAAUUGGAAAGAAGAGAAAAAGAUAGGGAGACUUGUACUCUCUUGUGGUUCAUUGGUCUCUCAGAUCAUUUUGACCCUGGUGUAUUUUCAUAAAUCAAAUAAUUUUGUAACAUCGGAUUUUAAUGUUUUAUCUAUGUUGGUGGGAAUCUACUGCAUGUUUCGAAAAUUUCUGCUUGUAAAUAUUUUUCUCAAGUUUAUGACGUUUUGUUGUGUGACUUCAGCA